GAAACCCCAGUACUGCUUAGCAAGUGACCUACCUCUGAACCUAUAUGAAACAAGUUUUGAGGGCGUGGACUGGAGAUGUGAUGCUGAAUCUUUAUGUUUUGUCAUAUCGCAGUUGCAAGGCCUUUGGGCACACCACUCUGUAAAGACCACAAUGAUCAGACGCAUGCUUUGGGAUCUAGAGACCAGUUAUUUGCAUAUGAAUAGCGCAAAACAGGAUGACACACAACUUUCAAAAGAAGUCCCACUAGUCGACUCCAUAAAACUACAAUACCAGUGCCUGAACCUAGUUCCUGGAGCAAGAACUAAAGUGUAUAGGCCUCUGCUCUCCAGACCAACUUGUGAGAGUUUAGAGACACGAGUGGAACAUUAUGUGAAACGACAGAGGUUGGACCGAGACAUACUACAGAAGAGCUCUUCUUCAAGUUUACAGACUAAUAUUGCAAAUUUAAACAACCCAAAUUGAUUUGAUUGGUUGAACCCAGCUGGUACAUUGUCUUCAGUUGAUUCAAGACGGGAAAACAUACCUGGUGGUCAUUUAUAUGUAGAACCCACACUUGAGACCACCAACCCAUUUUACCUACAACUACCACAGAUUACAAAAAGUGGUUCUUGCAGGUACAUUGCAAUAACUUGGGAUUACUGACAUUCGACUGCUAAAUUUACAUUUUUCAAGACGAGACGAGCAUUA
This is a messenger RNA of Penaeus vannamei (Pacific white shrimp), 688 nucleotides long. Lineage: Eukaryota; Metazoa; Arthropoda; Malacostraca; Decapoda; Penaeidae. The record is from RefSeq and is a predicted model, not a curated record.